This is a messenger RNA of Strongylocentrotus purpuratus (purple sea urchin), 850 nucleotides long. It is a transcript of the gene MTa, whose product is annotated as metallothionein a. The record is from RefSeq and is marked validated. Lineage: Eukaryota; Metazoa; Echinodermata; Echinoidea; Camarodonta; Strongylocentrotidae. Gene Ontology annotation, molecular function: metal ion binding.
CCUAGAUCGAGCUCCACAGGCACCGCUAACAGGUUGCCUAUAGCUCGUGCAAAAACGUGAUGUGUUUACCUAAUUGUUUGCACACGGAUCUUGGAAUGAAAACAUAUAAAACCCCGAAUUUCACCAGUUUUUGUCACAAGCUGAAGCGAUUGAGUGUGAUUUACAUUACCUUCUGAAGAAACAUACAACUCGAGUUCAAUUUCAUCACCAUGCCUGAUGUCAAGUGUGUCUGCUGCACGGAGGGCAAGGAGUGUGCCUGCUAUGGACAAGAUUGCUGUUUAACUGGUGAAUGCUGCAAGGAUGGAACCUGCUGUGGAAUUUGCACAAACGCUGCAUGCAAGUGUGCUAAUGGCUGCAAGUGUGGAAGCGGCUGCUCAUGCACUGAGGGGAACUGUGCAUGCUAGACGAGCUAGGCCCUUUGCUAUAGGGAUGGCAGAUUGAGCAUACAGCUGAUGAAGUCACUCAGCGCAUCUGCCAACAUGCUCCAAGCAGACCUGACUUUGUAUAUACUUUCGACCCAAUGUAUUAUAUUUUUUGUUGUAAGAUAGUUGUAUAUUAAGUUAAUUUAAUCUUUAUUUUUCUGAAAAUAUGAGACUAAUUGGCAUUAAUAGGACUACUUAAACAACAAUUAUUAAUUAAGGCUUACAGUAAUGCCUGAUAGAAUUUCACUUCAUUUUUUGCUGCCUUGUUUUGAAAGUUCUUCAGUCUGUUUCUAACUUCUAUCAAGUUGUCAAAUUUGGAAUGAAAAUAAUAAUAAUAAUACAUGUGGAGUAUUUGUAGUGCGCAAACUUCACAUGACUAAUGUGUUAAAGACUCGUUCAUGAUUAAAUUUAAAUAAUGCUAUAAAGUA